Oldenlandia corymbosa var. corymbosa is the source of this 747-nucleotide messenger RNA. The record is from the annotation of a GenBank genome assembly. Lineage: Eukaryota; Viridiplantae; Streptophyta; Magnoliopsida; Gentianales; Rubiaceae.
AUGGUACCUGAUUCUUCAUUGUUGGUUGCAUCGGGUACACGGGACGUGCAUGGUCGAGUUAUUUCUGCCUCUGCACGUCGUGGGAGUCCAAGUGAGCAUAAGUCACAAGGUCAGUCACAUAUGGGUCAGGCCGGUAGUAGUGUGAGACUUGACGAUGUAUUUGAUCAUGCCAGUUGUGACCAACAGGAUGUGAGUGACAAUGAUGAUAUCCCGACUGAAGAUAUCGACUCGGAAGGGUUUAAUGAUUUCGGAAGUGACUCACCUCCACAUUUACCUCGACAUUCACCUCCACAUUCACUUCCACAUUCACCUCCAGCUAGACGAAGCAAUGUUAUCCGUCUUAGGGUUAGAGGACUUGGAGCUGCAUCUGUAUCCGCAUCAUCAUCAGCAGCGAGUAAUACCCAGCCUUGGGUUGUCACAGGACCAGUUGUUGGUGGCCCUCAUGACGGUUCUGUUAUUCCCAGUUUUCUUGGUCAUAUGGCCCAUCGCUUGGCUAAGUCGUGCAAACCUUCGUUAGAGAUGGAUACAACAAUCAUAUACUUCAAUUUGUUGAAAGAAUGGAAGGGUUCUAUGUCGACUAAGGCUCAGAUCUUGUUGGCUGGUAAAUUGAUUAUAACACAAUCUGGGACUGUCGAUUGUGAGACUUUGGUCAUGACGGUGCUGAGAAUGACUAGCCAGACGUUGCAGACUAGUAAAGUAAUCCACGGUGGAGGGGUUCAGUCGGGCUUUGUUGCAAAGAAAGGCUGA